CAGGCAGAGGAGAUGAAGAUAGAAAAUAGCACAGUGGUGACAGAAUUCAUCCUCCUUGGUCUGACCCAGUCUCAAAAUAUUCAACUCCUGGUCUUUGUCCUGAUCUUAAUUUUCUACCUCAUCAUCCUCCCUGGCAAUUUCCUCAUCAUCUUCACCAUCAGGUCAGACCCUGGCCUCACAGCCCCCCUCUACUUCUUUCUGGGCAACUUGGCCUUCCUGGAUGCAUCCUACUCCUUCAUUGUGGCUCCCAGGAUGCUGGUGGACUUCCUCUCUGAGAAGAAGGUGAUCUCCUAUAGAGGCUGCAUCACUCAGCUCUUUUUCUUGCACUUCCUUGGAGGAGGGGAGGGGUUACUCCUUGUUGUGAUGGCGUUUGACCGCUACAUUGCCAUCUGUCGUCCUUUACACUAUUCAGCUGUCAUGAACCCUAGAACCUGCUAUGCCUUGCUGUUGGCUCUGUGGCUUGGAGGCUUUGUCCACUCCAUUAUCCAGGUGGCCUUCAUCCUCCGCUUGCCCUUCUGUGGCCCAAACCGACUGGACAACUUCUUCUGUGAUGUGCCACAGGUCAUCAAGCUGGCCUGCACAGACACCUUUGUGGUGGAGCUCGUGAUGGUCUUCAACAGUGGUUUGCUCACCCUCCUGUGUUUCCUGGGGCUUUUGGCUUCCUAUGCAGUCAUCCUCUGCCGUGUACGUGGGUCUGCUUCUGAAGGGAAGAGCAAGGCACUGUCCACAUGCACCACUCACGUCAUCAUUAUGUUUCUCAUGUUUGGACCUGCUAUCUUUAUCUACACUUGCCCCUUCCGAGCCUUAUCAGCAAACAAGGUGGUUUCCUUUUUCCACACAGUGAUCUUUCCUUUGAUGAACCCUGUGAUUUACACCCUUCGCAACCAGGAAGUGAGAGCUUCCAUGAGGAGAGUAUUGAGCCGGCAUGUGAUUUGUUGA
This is a messenger RNA of Balaenoptera ricei (Rice's whale), 939 nucleotides long. Its product is annotated as olfactory receptor 4N4C. The transcript has a single exon. The coding region runs from base 13 to 939 and encodes 308 amino acids. Gene Ontology annotation, molecular function: olfactory receptor activity; G protein-coupled receptor activity. NCBI's taxonomy places the organism in Eukaryota, Metazoa, Chordata, Mammalia, Artiodactyla, Balaenopteridae. Gene Ontology annotation, cellular component: membrane. Gene Ontology annotation, biological process: G protein-coupled receptor signaling pathway. The record is from RefSeq and is a predicted model, not a curated record.